AUGACUGGGAAGAGCAGUUUGUAAGAAGCCUUCAUCUCUUAAAAGCUCUCCCUAUCUUUCUUCAAAACAAACUGUGUCACCCACCUUCUGAUGUCCCAGAUAGUUGUAGUUUUUUUUCUAUUUACUUGUCUAUACGGUCAGUACCUGCCCCAGAGUAGGCGCUUAUCACAUGCUUGUUGCCUCCUAUGUGGACCCGUUGGAUGACCCCCCACCUCUCAGUGUUAAGUAUUUAUUGCAUAGUGUCUGCCUUAUAGUAGGCGCGGGACGCAUACUUGUUGCGGCCACUGUGGACCUGUUGGGUCCCACCCUUCUCUUCAAUAGAAAAUCAACCCUGUCAGGUCGGGCCACUUUUUGCUUUUUUUUUUUUUUUUUUUUUUUUUUUUUUGCAUCCUGGACACUUUCCCCUACUUUGAGCACCGUAGGCACAAAGCUAGAAGUUAGCAGAAUCAAAACGAAUUAAUGGCAGGCUGUGCCGUUCCCAGGCCCGACCAGCAGAUGGCAGGAAAGGAUCACAAAGCGUCCCCGGCGCUCCCCUGGAAAUGCCUUCCUCUCCCUCCCCUCCGAGCCUCCCGGGAGCCAAAUACUUUAUUCGGUCUUCCGGGCCGCGCGCGAGGAGACUGCCGAAUCCCGCGGUGAGUUCUCUUCCCCUCGGAAGGGAAGGACUUUUGCCGGCCGCGAGCUUCCGGGAAGAGGCCCGAACACACUGAAGAAAAGGACUGUUAUUUCCAAUCACCCUAACAAACAUGAAUUACACCCGAUUCAUCACAGCAGUCAGUGCAGCAAGAAAGCCAUCUCCAAUAAGGCUCCUGACUGAACUGAUGCAGAAAUCACCACCAUCACUCAUUUCCUUGGCUGGAGGAGCUCCAAAUCCUAACACUUUCCCCUUUAAGACUGCAAAGUUCACCAUAGAUGAUGGAACUGCCAUUGAAUUUGGGGAAGAUUUAAUGAAGAGAGCUCUUCAAUAUUCCGCCUCAGCAGGGAUUCCAGAGUUGUUGUCCUGGCUGAAAAAAUUUCAGAAUAACCUCCACAAACCCCUCACUGCCCAGUUCAGUCCUGACCAAGGGCAAAUGGAGAUGUGCAUCACCACUGGGAGCCAAGAAGGCCUUUGUAAAGUAUUUGAGAUGCUCAUUAACCCUGGAGAUAACAUCCUCUUGGAUACACCUGCUUACCCAGGAACCCUUGCAGCCCUGAGGCCUUUGGGCUGCAACAUCAUCGGCCUGAGCAGCGACCAGGACGGCCUGAUUCCAGAUUCUCUCCGAGCAGCACUUUCCAGGUGGAGACCAGAGGAGGCCCAGAAACCUAACCGGCAGACCCCCAAGUUCCUUUACACAGUUCCAAAUGGCAGCAACCCUACAGGAACGUCCUUAACAUAUGAACGCAAAAAAGAAAUCUAUGAGCUGGCAAGAAAAUAUGAUUUUCUCAUCAUAGAAGAUGAUCCAUACUAUUUUCUCCAAUUCAAUAAGCCUUGGGCACCAACAUUUCUUUCUAUGGACACUGAUGGUCGUGUCAUAAGAACAGAUUCUUUCUCAAAAAUUCUCUCUUCAGGGUUGAGAAUAGGUUUUAUAACUGGUCCCAAACCUCUGAUUGAUAAAGUAGUUUUGCACAUGCAAGUUUCAACAAUGCACACUAGCACUUUUAUACAGCUGCUGAUAGCCCAGCUGCUGCAACAGUGGGGAGAAGAGGGCUUCCUGAAGCACGUAGACAGGGUGAUAGCCUUCUAUAAGGAGCAGCGGGAUGCCAUGUUGACAGCUGCAGACAAGUGGCUCAAAGGUUUGGCAGAAUGGCACAUCCCUGUUGCUGGGAUGUUUCUGUGGAUUAAGAUUAAAGGUAUUUCUGAUACAAAACAACUGAUUAUGGAAAAGGCCUUACAAAAAGAGGUAUUACUAGUUCCUGGGGAUGCAUUCUCCAUUGAUGAUUCAAAGCCUAGUUCGUAUGUCAGAGCUUCCUUCUCUUUGUCUUCUCCAGAACAAAUGGAUAAGGCUUUCCAGAGACUGGCUGAACUUAUAAAAGAGUCUUUAUGAAGGAAGAAAAAGCAGAAUCAUUUUACUCAUGGACUUCCACAUUGUCAAUUUUUAUAUUUCACGAAGAAGAAAUUGGUGGUGAUAUUACACCUGUGCUCUCAUAGAGAUUUAAUCAUGGAUAUUACAUUACUGAAAGACUUUUUAAUGACUGCCAAAAAUUACAAUGGGCCAUUAUGAUUUUUAUAUAAAAUCUGACUAUAGGGUUGUUUUUUUGUAGCUGUUUUAUUGCAAUAGAUUGCAUUCCAAACUACUUUUUUCAAUUGCUUGGAAAUUUCUUAAGAAUUUUUAUCUGGUUGAAUUUUCUUAUGUCUUAAUGGCAGUCAAAUAUUGAAUACUAGAGCAAGAAUUUAUCAUUUUAUACUUGUUCAGUGCUAUACCUAUCAAACUACCAAGAAACUUUUUUAUUGG
Messenger RNA from Gracilinanus agilis (Agile Gracile Mouse Opossum), 2429 nucleotides. RefSeq names its product aminoadipate aminotransferase (gene AADAT). The transcript has 14 exons. Gene Ontology annotation, molecular function: pyridoxal phosphate binding; L-kynurenine:2-oxoglutarate transaminase activity. Gene Ontology annotation, biological process: biosynthetic process. NCBI's taxonomy places the organism in Eukaryota, Metazoa, Chordata, Mammalia, Didelphimorphia, Didelphidae. The record is from RefSeq and is a predicted model, not a curated record. The coding region runs from base 744 to 2021 and encodes 425 amino acids.